CCGGAUAACCGCCUCAAAUCUCAACUCCCAACCUCCUCCUCUUUGCUGAUUCCACCGUAUCGUAUCGCCUACUUACAAAAGACGCAUAGUAGAUUCUUAAUCUUAUCGAUUUUCUUUGCAUUUGCUUCUUCAUCUUCCUAGGGUUUCAGAGGAAUGACUCAGAUGGGAGGAGGAGUCAUGAGGGCUGCAGCCAAGGUCGCCAAUUUCGGCAUUAAUGGUGGUUUGCGAGGCGUUCCUGCUGCCCCUUUGGGAGAGCAGUCUGUCGCUACCGUCUCUCGAAAAACUCCAAGGCCCUCCCCUGCAAUCGUCUCUUCAACGGCCACUGAAGAAGGAAAGUUCGUUGGCUUUCUUUCUUCUCAGGAUGGGAAGAUUGAGGCCGUUGGGUCGGUCCAGAGACCAUCGUGGGAGAUCGAUGACUGGGAGUUUGCUGGGGAUGACGAGGAACUGCUCUUGGAUUCCAUGAAUCCGAUGCCUAGAAUUGUCUUCGGAGGUGUUCCGACUUUGGAGGAGGCCAAAGAGGCGACUUCUGACCUGAAAGACGCUCUGGAGAAGGUGUACUUCUCCUCUUCCAAUGCUUCUGGAUGCAUUGACCCUGUUGCAGUUGUUCAAGAAUCUACUAAAAACUCUGAAUUUCCAGAAACUAAAGUUUGUGUUACUAGUGAAACUACAGUGUCCCGGCCAUCAGCACCAAUACAUGCUCUUCAGGCAUUCAAAUUGCUGAAAGAAAGUGCUGAAGCUCAGUCUGUUGUUGCUUCACUUGUAUCUGACAAGAACGUCUGGGAUGCUGUGAUGAAAAACGAGGAAGUUGUGGAAUUUCUCCAAUCACAACACACCAGUGCUGAUCGCUUAGGCAUGGAUGUGAAUGUGAACAAAUCAUUUGCAGAUGGUAAGUUCAAUGGUGAAGAAUCCUCAGAAAGUAUAUACGAUGAGGUUGAUGAGGAUCAUCGUGAGAACCGUGGUGAUGGAUUUAUGGGGUGGAUAAAUAACGUCAAGCUUACGGUCAUGAAGAUGGUGAGCAGCGUGUCUGAAUUUUUCCAUCACAUCUUAGGAGGAGAUAUAUCUGUUGAUGGCAACGGGAAUGGGACUACAGCUACUGUUGAGAGGACUAUAACAUCAUCCUUCAUGGCACUGGCGGUCUUGGCAAUUAUGGUGGUUGUGUUGAAGCGAGGAUAAAUUUGGUGAAUUGACAGUCCUACUUAUAUGAAUUAGCCGACUUUGCAUUACAUAUAUAUUUUUUUCUUUCACAGCUAUUGUUCUGACACUAUGGUAUGCAAGUAGUUCUGACGCUAAGCUUAUUGUACAUAUAAAGAACUCGCGGGUAUGCUUGAAACUGUGAUCCAUGUAAUUAAGGCUUUUCAAAGACUUGAAGUUUAUAUUUUCCGA
This is a messenger RNA of Nelumbo nucifera (sacred lotus), 1383 nucleotides long. RefSeq lists its product as uncharacterized. The record is from RefSeq and is a predicted model, not a curated record. NCBI's taxonomy places the organism in Eukaryota, Viridiplantae, Streptophyta, Magnoliopsida, Proteales, Nelumbonaceae.